Messenger RNA from Penicillium alfredii, 972 nucleotides. RefSeq lists its product as uncharacterized. The record is from RefSeq and is a predicted model, not a curated record. The coding region runs from base 1 to 972 and encodes 323 amino acids. The transcript has a single exon. Lineage: Eukaryota; Fungi; Ascomycota; Eurotiomycetes; Eurotiales; Aspergillaceae.
AUGCCCGUUCUCUGUCACCCCCGCAGCCGACGACUCUUCGAAGCCACGCCCCAGACGGAAUGCAUCAUUCCUACGACAGACGGCCAGGCAUACGACAUGUUCCCCGAGUUUCGCUGGGUCUACAACAAGCUGACCAUUGCUGAACUAGGGAGCAUUGCCUGCGGUCCUCAUAACACCUGUCCACCAAGACAUCUGUACCCCAUCUUCAGCAAACCUAUCUAUAAUUUGGGCGGUAUGGGGGCUGAUGCGCGCCGCAUCGCUACAUCGCAGGACUACUGGCGCUCUGUAACACCAGGUCACAUGUGGUCAGCAUAUCUACAGGGCGAGCACUACAGCACAGAUAUCGCCGUGGUGCAGGGCCGGCCUGUCUGGCUAAGUCACACGCGGGGGGCGCCCGGUCCGGAGCAGACCUGGGAUUACUGGGAGAUCAAUAUGCCGGGUUCUCUAUCACUGCAGUAUGCGAUCACAAAUUUUGUCGAGACGCAUCUGGCCACCUAUACAGGAAUGCUGAAUAUGGAGACCAUCGAUGAUAAGAUCAUUGAGGUCCAUCUACGCCUGUCGCCUCAAUGGCCCGAUCUAUACGGCAACAGCUUUCUUUCCUCCCUCGUCUCUCUAUACUGUACCGGCGAAUGGCUAGAUGCAUGCAGGGAUCUGCAAAUCGGAUAUAGCGUGGUUCUAUUCGACGAGGAGAAAUAUGCGCGACUGAGCACUAUUGUCACCGACGCCUGCCUGGGAGAGAUGGGACGGCGGUGUGGGGUGUGCAGUAUCACCAUGCGGUACGACGCCGAAAAGCCCAUUGAGAGUAUUAUGAGGCCAUUGGGUGGCUAUCGCAUCGCCUGGAUUAAUGGCUUUGACUUGGACAAGUGCCAGAGGGCAAGGGAGAUGCUACGAGACUACUUGCACAAACUGUAUGAGUCAGGCGACCAUUCAAUGUAUGGCCAUGGAAUGAAUGGCUAUAUAGAGGAAUAUUGA